AUGUUUACUGAACCAACAGGAUAUCAACCAUUAUAUCCCGUAAAUGUGGUGGCGUCAACUUACUCAGAUGAAACUGUUAUUGUUAGAUUAUCAAAUAAAUAUUCAUGCCCAAAUGCACCAAAUAUAUUUGCUAUUAGAAUAAUAUAUCAGAAUGGCACAACUAGUGGAUUCAAUUUGGCGAAUUUCACUUUCCCAGAAUUAAAUUUUUGUCCAAUUGAUCGAAUCGAUAUUUUUUCAUUGCCAGGGGUACAAUUAGGAUCACCAAUUAGCCUUGAAAAUAUUAAUAAAUUUCAAACAAGACUUGUCACAUCAAAAUUUACAUCAAAUUCAAAUGAAAUUAUACUGUCUGCAAUAUUUAAUCAAUCAGUUAUUCAAUGGAUAAAAUUAGAUUGGGAUAGUAAAAGUCAAAAAUUGAAUAAAAAUUCAGAUGGAGAAAUCACCCCCACAAAUGAAGAACAAAUAGAUGACCUUGAAUUGUUUUCAACAAUUGGUGGAGGUUAUGGAAUACUUUUUUCAACAAGUCUAAAGAUUCAAUCAACAUUUCCCACUAAUCCAACUAGUUUUGAUAGUUUUACUAAACCUCAAUCACUCAUUUAUUUUUCAAAAAUUUUACCAAAUCAAAUAAAAUCUACGAAUUCCACACUAGUUUAUCAUAAUGCCAUUCCGCAAACAAGACUUGUGAUAGGGUCGUGUCAGGCAUCUUUAAAUGGAAACAUAGGGAAUAAAUGUUCAGUAAAUGGUGGAAAUUCAGUACUUAAGAAGGAUUUUUGGCUUAUUAUUUCUUUUUAUUCCACAGGAUCUGUCAAAGAAUAUAAAGAUUUACCAGGAUUUCAAGUUGUAUAUAAGGAAUCCUUACCAUAUCAUGUUAAAUUUAAUCAAAGUUUUGGAUUGUAUAGUGGGGAUUUUUUGAUGACAGGAGCAAUUAGCGCGACUAAUAAUAUUACUGGAACGAUUUAUGAUGAAAAUGGAAAUUUUAUAAAAGAAUGGGGAUUGCCGUCGCUUGAAGGAUAUAAUUUUGAUAUUUUAAAGAAUAAUACAGUAGUGGCCACUUUACCUGAGCAAGAUAAUAGUGGAAAAUCGUGGUAUAUUUAUACUACAGAUGAUUUAUCUUCAUCAUUGGUGAAGCAUAAUGAUAACAUAUACAAGAAUUUGAAUAUUAAAUCAACUUUUCCGCCUAUAAAUUCCACGAUACCACUUCGUACAGCAUCAAUUAAUAUAACAUUUCAAGGACCAGUUGCACUUUCCAAUCUAUUGCGUCAAAUAUUUGAUGGCACUUCAGCUUACUGUAAAACUUCAAAAGAUGGAUUAUUGGUGACUAUUGAUGUAUUUUUAAGCACGUUUAAUCAACCACAAAGUGAAUACUAUGUACAAGUUGAUGGGAAUUUUGUAAAAGACAAAUCAUUUGAUGAACCACUAUUAGAGAGUAUAAAUAUUUUAUUGAGUCUUACACCCAUUGCAACCUUGGAAUUUGAAAGUUUUACUGAUAAUCAGAUAAUAGAAUACUUUACUAAUUUAACUUUAGCAUUGUCUGGUUCCAUUCCAAUUGAAGUUGAAAGGUUUAAAAUAAAUCCAAAAUGGCAAUAUGAUGGAAUGAAAGAGCCUAAACAAAUAUUAUUUUCAAUGGAAAUCUUGUCAACAUCAAACCUAUCAGAGCCUAACUCCAAACAAGUAUUUAAUGAUUUUGAAACAAUGUUGAAAUUAAAAAAUCAAACUAAAUUAAUACAAUAUGGGAGUAUAAAUUGGUUAGAUGAAAAUCAUGGAGUUGUUAUAAUUAGAUAUAUUUGGGAAGAAUAUAGAUAUCAAAUAGCAGGUUUUAUAUGUGCUUUAUUUAUGUUAUGUGUAUUAGGAAAUAAUAUGGCAUUAUUUAAAUUUAUUUUGAUAAUGGCAGAUUUUACAUUAGAUAUUUUAUUUAUAAUAUAUAAUGGUAAAGAUGUACCAAGGUUGUUUUUUCCAAGUAAAGACAAUAAGUUUAUAACGAUACUAUUUAUGAUAUUUGGAUAUGUUGAUUUAGUUUCUUUAGAAUUAUUCGAUUCUAAAUCAGCAAAUCAGAAAAUUUUUCAGGCUAACUUUACACCAAUAGCAAAAAAUUUAAUUUAUAUUGGAAGUUUAAUUGGUUUGAUGAUUGAAGAUGCAGCUCAAUUGACUAUUCAGGUAAAACAUAUGAUUGUAUUCGUAGUAUUAGAAAAAGAUCGUGGUAUAGACCACAAUCCAAUCAACUGA
Messenger RNA from Entrophospora sp. SA101, 2220 nucleotides. NCBI's taxonomy places the organism in Eukaryota, Fungi, Glomeromycota, Glomeromycetes, Entrophosporales, Entrophosporaceae. The record is from the annotation of a GenBank genome assembly.